Messenger RNA from Oxyura jamaicensis (ruddy duck), 1876 nucleotides. It is a transcript of the gene GABRR1, whose product is annotated as gamma-aminobutyric acid type A receptor subunit rho1. The transcript has 10 exons. Gene Ontology annotation, molecular function: GABA-A receptor activity; neurotransmitter receptor activity; extracellular ligand-gated monoatomic ion channel activity. Gene Ontology annotation, biological process: monoatomic ion transmembrane transport; regulation of membrane potential; chemical synaptic transmission. The record is from RefSeq and is a predicted model, not a curated record. NCBI's taxonomy places the organism in Eukaryota, Metazoa, Chordata, Aves, Anseriformes, Anatidae. Bases 253 to 1674 code for a protein of 473 amino acids. Gene Ontology annotation, cellular component: GABA-A receptor complex; synapse; membrane.
UGCAUUCAACACCGCUAGAAAAUCCCUGCCAUCUGACGUAGAGGGAUUUAUAGGUUUAGUGGAAAUUGCUUUCCCCACUGUCCAGAUUAAAUACUGCAGGAUGAUUUUUUGUAUGAGUAAACAUCCUUCCAAUAACGAUCAGACCGAUAAUGUCUUAAAAAGAGAAACAGGAUCUACGUUUUGCUUUUCUUCUUCUUGUAUGGACUGUUUCUGGAUACAGAACACUCAGGUAACGUGUUGACUGUCCAUAAAAUGCAUUUUAGCAUCUUCCUGCUGUUGUGGGGAUGGGUUUUAUCCACUGAAUGCAGAGUCCACCGACAAGGAAAAGAAAUACAUGAGGCGUACAAAAAAGGCAGCCGGCCCCAGCGGCAGAGACGGGAAGCCCACAGUGAGGCGCACAAGCAGGGCAGUAGCCCAAUCCUGAAACGAAGCCCUGACAUCACCAAAUCUCCACUGACGAAGUCAGAACAGCUGCUGCGAAUAGAUGACCAUGACUUCAGCAUGAGACCAGGUUUUGGAGGCCCUGCGAUUCCUGUUGGGGUGGAUGUCCAAGUUGAAAGUCUGGACAGCAUUUCUGAGGUGGAUAUGGACUUCACCAUGACGCUCUAUCUGAGACACUACUGGAAAGACGAGAGGCUGUCCUUCCCCAGCACCAACAACCAAAGCAUGACGUUUGAUGGCAGGUUGGUGAAGAAGAUCUGGGUCCCUGACAUGUUCUUUGUGCACUCCAAGCGCUCCUUCAUCCACGACACCACCACGGACAACGUCAUGCUGCGGGUCCAGCCAGAUGGGAAGGUACUUUAUAGCCUCAGAGUUACAGUAACAGCAAUGUGCAACAUGGAUUUUAGUCGCUUUCCCCUGGACACACAGACGUGUUCCCUGGAGAUUGAAAGCUAUGCCUACACCGAAGAUGACCUCAUGCUCUACUGGAAGAAUGGCAAUGAUUCCCUAAAAACAGAUGAGAGGAUAUCUCUGUCCCAGUUCCUGAUCCAGGAGUUUCACACCACCACAAAGCUCGCCUUUUACAGCAGCACAGGAUGGUACAAUCGCCUCUACAUCAACUUCACCUUGCGCCGGCACAUCUUCUUCUUCUUGCUCCAGACCUAUUUCCCUGCCACUCUCAUGGUUAUGCUGUCCUGGGUGUCUUUCUGGAUCGAUCGUCGAGCAGUUCCUGCCAGAGUUCCUUUAGGGAUCACCACCGUGCUGACCAUGUCCACGAUCAUCACGGGGGUGAACGCCUCCAUGCCCCGUGUUUCCUACAUCAAAGCAGUGGACAUUUACCUGUGGGUCAGUUUUGUGUUCGUCUUCCUCUCAGUGCUGGAAUACGCAGCAGUGAAUUACCUGACCACUGUGCAAGAGCGGAAGGAGAGGAAACUCCGGGACAAGCUUCCCUGUACAUGCAGCCUACCUCAGCCCCGGCCCAUGAUGAUGGACGGCAGCUACAACGACGGCGACGUGAACGAGCUGGGGCACUACGUGUCCGAGAACGGUGACAAGCAAGACAGGAUGAUGGUGCAGCUGGCGCUGGGGUCUGAGAGGGGCUCGGGCAGGAGGAAAAACCAGAGAUACGUCAGCAUGCGGAUUGACACUCAUGCCAUUGACAAGUACUCCAGGAUAAUAUUCCCUGGUGCAUACAUUCUAUUUAAUUUGAUAUACUGGUCGAUUUUUUCAUAAACAUCUGUAACUGACAUAGUCACAGUGUACUGCGACGGUAUAUGAAGGUACUGUCUCAUAGGCUAACAGAAAGAAAAUAGAGAUUGUUUUAAAUUUGAAGAUCAAUUUUUUCAGGAUUACAUUUUUUUUUUAUUAGAUGCAACUCAUCUGUGGCAUAAAUAACUGUGCAAGUUUGACAUUUCAAAUAAAUAUAGGAUGUACA